Zingiber officinale is the source of this 1720-nucleotide messenger RNA. RefSeq names its product octanoyltransferase LIP2, mitochondrial-like. The record is from RefSeq and is a predicted model, not a curated record. Gene Ontology annotation, biological process: protein lipoylation. Gene Ontology annotation, cellular component: mitochondrion. Lineage: Eukaryota; Viridiplantae; Streptophyta; Magnoliopsida; Zingiberales; Zingiberaceae. Bases 284 to 988 code for a protein of 234 amino acids. Gene Ontology annotation, molecular function: lipoyl(octanoyl) transferase activity. The transcript has 2 exons.
ACCAACCCACAAACAAACAUAAAAAUCCUUUCGCCGCUGUCGUCCCUCCGCCUCCGACCCUCCUCUAACCCUAAUCGUUGUCCGAUAGUGAUCAAAGCAGUGGAGAGUUUCGGACCCAUCUCGGUAGCGCCGACGCCGCCGCUCGCCGUUGCUGUAGGUGUCGCCGUCGUCACUCUGGCAACGCUCCACAGCAGCAAGCACGAUUAUACCUGAUAUUUAGUCUGUUUCCUUCAGCUCUUAAACUAAAGCUGCACUAGUUCACAUCCAACAUAGGUUGUAUCAAAUGAGCCUACAACAGACCCUCAAGGCCUACAAAUUUGGGAUUGUGAACUAUUUGAAUGCACUUAAACUCCAAGAAAGGCUUUCUGGUGAAAGAAAAGCUGGCAAUAUUCAGGAUACCAUCUUAUCCCUUCAACACCCACCAACCUACACACUUGGAAAGAGGCGAACGGACCACAAUUUAUUACUUACUGAAUCUGAAGUCCAAGCCAUGGGAGCUGAACUUCAUUACACUGAAAGAGGGGGUGAUAUCACAUUCCAUGGACCAAGGCAAGCUAUUAUUUACCCUAUAAUUUCUCUGAGAGCAAUUGGAUUUGGUGCAAGGAAGUAUGUAGAAGGCCUCGAAUCAAUAAUGAUAGAAGUAGCAUCCCUUUAUGGUGUCAAUGCACAUCCUGGGAAAGCCGGUGAGACAGGGGUGUGGGUCGGCGAUAGAAAAAUUGGUGCUAUUGGUGUUCGGAUAUCUUCAGGCAUCACUUCACAUGGAUUAGCAUUCAACAUUGAUCCUGAUUUGAACUAUUUCAAGCACAUUGUUCCUUGUGGAAUACGAGACAAAGGAGUCACAUCCUUAAGGAGGGAAGCACAGAUGCAGUUACCAGAAGAUGAAGUAAUCCAUGAUCAGCUUAUUCAGUCCUUCGCAAAGACUUUUCAUUUCAAAGACAUGCAGUGGAGUCAAGGUGGAUUAAUUUUGCCAGCUGAUGAAAUCAAAUAACAAAGAGAGAGUUGAUUAGGUGUUCAUAUUCCUUCAUUUUGACUUCAUUUAAAUUGCUAAUGGAGUCACGACAACAGCAUUGUGCUUUUUAUACAGGCAUCUGGAGGAAUUGACUUCUUCACUGAGAUACACACUAUGGGAGAAAAGGUGCUCUUCUUAUUUCAGAAUUAAACUGGGUUCAAAGGACAAACAUGGUUAGAACCCAAGUGUAUGUUUUAUCCACAAUGCUCCUGCAUUUGAUCAACCUUGAGUUGCCUUCCUGCAAUGUGAGAUUCGACAUUUUUCUUAAGAGCCACCUCGAGUGAACCAUCAAAUGGAGGAGGUUGGUUAUUGCUAGCUGACUAGAAGGUGUCUGUAGUGUCUACAUCACUCUUACAAAAGCGGCAAUUUGGUCAAAUAUGAAUUCAAGUUGACGGGGGAAAUCGUGAUGUGGUCUUUUCUUGAGAGUUAUUGAAUCCAGAAGCUGACUUUUGAAUGAUGUGCGUUUUCAAAGAAAACGUUUAACUAUUUCACAAUAAUCCCCUGAAGGUUCACCGUUCACCACUAGGUGACGUGAUAUAUCAAACAAGGGACCAACACUGAAGAGAGUGCUGGUGGCAUCAUUGAGGUUGAGCAGAGCAAUGUUUCUAUACAUUCAUAAUCUUUUUUUACAUGCUUAUUUUUAUAGUUCUGAUAAAUUAGAUACAUUUUUCUAGGUUGAUUUUUGCAAUUUAACUAAUCCCAUUCGCUUCA